AUGUCGCACUCGUCAGCCUCUUCAGACACGGGCUCGGACCCAUUGGAUAUGCGCGGCGAGGAGGGCUGGGAGGAUGCCGAGCCCGACGUUGAGGAGAUCCGCGUCGUCAGCCUCUUCGACGACCAAGUCUUUCCGGAUGUCAAGCAGAUGAUCGAGGAUUGCAAGAAAAGGUACAACUUCGAUUUUACUGGCAUCCAGAAGAAGCUGGGCCUUGACUUUUUCGGGAGCAUCAAGCUGGUGAACUACAUCCGCAGCGAAGUCAAGAACGGCAACAAGAACCCCGACGUGUCUGACGCAGCAAAAUUUGCCGACGACAAGUACCUGCAACCUGUGCUCGAGGAUGAUGCCGUGCUAUUCUCUCUGGACGAGCUCUCGGCAGAUGACGAGGAGCCGCAGUCUGAGGAGGCCAAGAGAGUCAAAGAGCUGGAGGAGCAACUUCAACAACUAUCAAGCCAGUUCGCCGAGUACAGGGAAACCGUCUCCAAGACGCUUGAGGAGCGCUGGAACGAGAAAGAGAUGCCUAAGGAGGGCGAAGCUGGUCCCUCCGGAUCAUCAAAAGCUCCCGAGGGCAAGUGGGGCAUCGAUACCGGAUACUUCGACUCCUACUCCUAUAACGAUAUCCACGAGACCAUGCUUAAGGACGCCAUCCGCACUGAUGGGUACAGGGACUUCGUUUACGACAACAAGCACAUCUUUGCCGGAAAGACGGUCCUGGAUGUGGGCUGCGGAACGGGCAUCCUCUCCAUGUUCUGCGCAAAGGCCGGCGCUGCCCACGUCAUCGCUGUGGACAACAGCGAAAUGAUCGAGAAGGCCAUCGUCAACUGCCACGCCAACGGAUUCUCCGACAAGAUCACCUGCCUGCGCGGCAAGAUCGAGGAGGUCGUUCUUCCGGUCGACAAGGUGGACAUCAUCAUUUCCGAGUGGAUGGGCUACUGCUUGCUCUUCGAGGCCAUGUUCGACAGCGUCAUGUGGGCCAGGGACCGCUACUUGAAGCCUGAUGGCCUGAUGGUGCCCAGCCACACCACGCUGCACAUUGCACCCUUCUCUGACGACGACUACAUCGCGGAUAACAUUGAAUUCUGGCGCGAUGUGUACGGCUUCGACAUGACCGCCAUGAUGGAGGGAAUCCGUGACGAUGUCAGGGUCAAGAGUCUGACGACCGACAAGCUUGUCUCCAAGUCGUCUCAGUUCUUGCAGCUCCCGCUGCACACCAUCACGACCGAAGAGCUGGAGUUUGUGAAGAACUUCUCAGUCGAGGUGGAGGCGGACGCUAGUGCGCUGGACGGCUGGUGCAUCUGGUUCGAUACCUUCUUCUUGCCAUCCCGCGACACUGCCCUGCCAGCCGACGCACGGGCGGAGACGUGGAAGGGGCCAGGCAACGCGUUCACAACGGGCCCCGGCGGCAAACCUACUCACUGGGAGUCUGGACUGCUGCUCGUCGAGCGCACCGGCAAAAACAACGAGCUGAAGAAGGGACAGAAGAUUGCAGGCAGUGUUACGUACAAGAAGGCGGGCAAGAACACGCGCGACUUGGCCAUCGAGAUCGAAUGGGAGGUCGAGGGCGGGGCAGACGGAAAGCGGAAGCAGGCAUGGAAGCUGGAGUAG
Molecule: messenger RNA, 1605 nt
Organism: Lasiodiplodia theobromae
Lineage: Eukaryota; Fungi; Ascomycota; Dothideomycetes; Botryosphaeriales; Botryosphaeriaceae
Product: S-adenosylmethionine-dependent methyltransferase
Exons: 4
Coding region: 1-1605 (534 amino acids)
Biological process (GO): peptidyl-arginine methylation
Cellular component (GO): nucleus
Molecular function (GO): protein-arginine N-methyltransferase activity
Source: RefSeq, a predicted model, not a curated record